This is a messenger RNA of Entrophospora candida, 1332 nucleotides long. Lineage: Eukaryota; Fungi; Glomeromycota; Glomeromycetes; Entrophosporales; Entrophosporaceae. The record is from the annotation of a GenBank genome assembly.
AUGCCAUCUUCUCGAAUUGAAGGAUUGCUCGCAUCAUUUCCUAAAUUGACCAGUUCGGGCCAACAGCACACAACAAUAGAAACAGAAAAUGUUCGUUAUGUAUAUCAACCAUUUGAUGAAUUGUAUAUGGUUCUAAUUACAAAUCGGCAAUCCAACAUCCUUCAAGAUAUCGAUACAUUACAUUUGUUUGCACGUGUAGUAUCAGAUGUUUGCAGAUCAACAGAUGAAAGAGAAAUUUUGAGAAAUAGUUUUGAGUUGCUUAGCGCAUUUGAUGAGAUUGUUUCGUUGGGAUAUCGAGAAAAUGUUAAUCUGGCUCAGAAUAAAGAACAUGAAGCCAAAGAGGAACUUAAAAGAAGAGCUAAACAAUUGGAAAUGCAAAAAAAAGAAAUGCUCAAACGUGGAUCUUAUGCUGAACCACAAGUACAAGCAUCUUUUGAUGAUGGUAUUCGUUCUUCAUAUAAUAGCACACCAUCAGCACCUAAGGCCAAGGGUAUGCAGCUUGGGAAAAAACAAAAAGGUGCUGAUCUUUUUGAAGCAGUUAAGAGUGAAGUUGGAUUUGAUGAACUUGGUGAUAAUGCAAAAGGAGUAAUAUCUAUAUCAAAAGUUCCAACAGAAAAUGUUCAUUUCAAAAUCUCCGAGAAAGUUUCUUUACAAGCAAAUAGAGAUGGGGAUUUGGAAAAUAUGGAAGUUAAAGGAGAUUUAGAAUUGAUUGUUUCAGAUGCAAACAUGUCAAAAAUUAAAAUAUCGGUUCGUGCCACUGAUAGUGACAAUUUGCAAUUAAAGACACACCCAAAUGUGGAUAAAAAAUUAUUCUCCACUGAAAAUAUAAUUGCUUUGAAAAAUCCUGGAAAAGGAUUUCCGGUUAAUCAUCCUUUGCCUGUUCUUAGAUGGCGAUUUAUUAACAAGGACGAGGCCUUAAUUCCAUUAUCAAUAAGUUGUUGGUCAUCAGCAGCGGGAGAUGGAACUAUUGAUGUUAAUAUAGAAUAUGAGUUGAAGGAUGAAAAUCGAGAACUUACAGAUGUAGUAACCUCUAUUCCAUUACCUUCUGGAGGAAAUCCAACAAUUGGAGAAGUGGAUGGAGAUUAUGAGUUGAAUCGUCAAUUGAAAUCUUUGGAAUGGAAAUUGCCUAUCAUUAAUUCAUCUAAUAAGCAAGGAACUUUUGAAUUUAAUAUUCCCGGUGAUGAUCUUAAUGCAUUUUUCCCUAUGUCGGUAACUUUUAUAAGUGAAAAAUUAAUUUGUGAUAUAGAAGUUCUGGAUGUUAUAAAUUCUGAAAAUGAAAGUACUGUAACUUUUUCAGAAGAAAAAUUGUUAACUGUUGAAGAAUAUGUUAUU